Messenger RNA from Seriola dumerili (greater amberjack), 2477 nucleotides. It is a transcript of the gene plekhm3, whose product is annotated as pleckstrin homology domain containing M3. The transcript is spliced from 7 exons. NCBI's taxonomy places the organism in Eukaryota, Metazoa, Chordata, Actinopteri, Carangiformes, Carangidae. The record is from RefSeq and is a predicted model, not a curated record. The coding region runs from base 120 to 2477 and encodes 785 amino acids.
UUGUCCAGCUGACAGCUAGUUUGCUUUGUCGGACAUGUGCAUGCUGCUAACAGGGUUUUUGCGGCCAUUUUGGAAAACUAUCUAGUUGUGAGAUUUACAGCUCAGGGGAAGACCCAGCCAUGGAGGGUCUUGAGCAGCUUGACAUGGUGGGUGAUAUCAGCCCAGCCUUGGAGGCCACAGAGGACUUUAUCCACUGCAUGGAUGGGAUACAAGGCCAAGGUCCGAGCCAGGCUCAAACAGGGAACGUCCAGCCUCCCAGGCAGCCGAAGCAGCUGCAGGAAGUGUCCAGUGCUGCGCUGGGGAAGCUGAGCUCCAGCGGUGUAUGGAGCCUACUGGCGGGAGAGCAGCCAGAAGUCGGGCCCUUGGGCCUGGCGUGGGCCGACAACUUCAGCGUGUUGGGUCUGGGGAUGGGCUUGAGGCACGGCAAGAGAAGCCGGGCGCGCUCCACCAACGACCUGGCAGCCCACACCAAGGAGUGCACCAACAACACCGCCAACUCCUCGUCCAACUCAGCCUUCAAGAAGGGACACAACCGGUCCAGAUCUGACGUCAACUACCGGCCGUCUGCCUACACUGACAACGGACUGCCCACAGUGGACUGCAACACCCUGAAGAACAUGAUCCUCAACCACCAGCAAGAGGCUGAUAAAAGCAGCAGCAGCAGCAGUGUGGUGAAACAGGGUGAGAUGGAGCAGCGUGAGGGGCCCCGGGGCCGUUGGACACCCUGCCAUGUCGAGCUGACACCGUGUGAGCUCCGGCUGUACACUCUGGACAGCAGUGCCAACCGCCAGCUGGGCACCGCCUACUCUCUGUCACACUGCCAGAGCGUCAUCUCACCAGCACCCUGCAGCCAGCCCGGCCAGAUCACCCAGCCUGCCGAUCAACGCACGCUGCAGGCUUUGUUCUUCAACAGCACGCGUCUCCAGCUGAGGGCGGCCAGCCAAUGGGAGGCGAUGGAGUGGAGACGGCUUAUGUGGGAGAAGGUGCAGGCAGCCAGACCUGUGAGGCAGGAGAACCGCCAGCUUAAGACCGGAGUGGAAAACCAACAGGUGGCUAAGUUUCCUGCACCCAUGUCGCCCUCCUCGUCGCCCUCUCCAUCGGGGCUCGACACCAGGCCAGAUGGGGAGAGUGACACCCCCACCUCAGCAGAGGCUUCACUCACUCUUCAGACUAAUUCUGGCAUCUUGAGCAGACCCACCACCCUUCCUCUGUUCACCCAACGCUGCCAGGACGUCCUCAAAGCCGGUCUGCUCCACAAGCUGAUGGACCAGAACAACUGGCGGGCCUUCACCGUCGUCCUGACCAGAUCUGCUCUCCAAGCUUUCCCUACUGAGGGACGUGGCUCUGUGUCCCAGCCUGUCCUCCAGUACUCCCUGGCAUCCUGCUUGGCUGUGCAGCAAGAUCAGGAACCAGAGAACGGAGAGCCGUGGAUGGAUAGAAGGGAACGUUUCCAGGUAGUUUUCCCCAAAGAGGUGCUCCGACUUCGGGCAGAGGAUCACCUUAAGGCCCAGGAAUGGGUGGAGACCCUGCGAGAGGCAGUGGGAGCACAGAGGCCUGCACAAGAAGGAGGUGUGUCGGGAGAAGGAGCUCCAAGCCUCCAGGGAGUGCUGCUGAGAUCAAAACCGUCUCGUGAGAGGAGGCAUCGUGAGGCCCAGAGAGCCAAGAGGCAGUCGGUCACCACCAGCUUCCUCAGUAUCCUCACCUGUCUGGCUGUGGAGAAAGGACUCACUGCUCAGAGCUUCAGAUGUGCAGGUUGUCAGCGUCCGGUCGGUCUGUCCAGAGGAAAGGCAAAGGUCUGCUACUACAGUGGCUGGUAUUACUGCCAGAGCUGCCAUCAGGACAACUCCUUCCUCAUCCCAGCUCGCCUGCUGCACAACUGGGACACCAGCAAGCACAAGGUGUCUAAACAGGCCAAAGAAUUCCUGGAGUUUGUGUAUGAGGAGCCUCUGCUCGACGUCCAGCAGCUCAACCCUUGUCUGUAUGAGCACUGUGAGCCUCUCAGCACUGUGCUACGUCUCCGCCAGCAGCUACAGUCACUGCGGGCCUACCUGUUCAGCUGCCGGGCAACUGUUGCCGAGGACCUACGACGAAGGAUCUUCCCCAGGGAAUACCUGCUACAACAUAUUCACCUAUACUCCAUGGCAGACCUGCAACAGGUGAUCGAUGGAAAACUGGCUCCCUUUCUGUCCAAGGUGAUCAAGUUUGCCAGUUCCCAUGUUUUCAGCUGCAGUUUGUGUCGAGAGAAAGGCUUCAUCUGUGAGCUUUGCCACAACGGACAGGUCAUCUAUCCCUUCCAGGAGAACGCCACCAAGAGAUGCGACGGCUGCGGGGCCGUUUUCCAUGCCGAGUGUCGACAGAAAGCUCAACCAUGUCCUCGCUGCGUUCGCCGAGAGCUCCACCACAAGAGGCCGUCCUCCUUCUGGUCACCUGAUGACGAUAGCCCCGGGUGUUUUCACCUGCCCUACCAAGACACCUGA